Molecule: messenger RNA, 1806 nt
Organism: Elephantulus edwardii (Cape elephant shrew)
Lineage: Eukaryota; Metazoa; Chordata; Mammalia; Macroscelidea; Macroscelididae
Gene: CERK
Product: ceramide kinase
Exons: 16
Coding region: 1-1806 (601 amino acids)
Molecular function (GO): kinase activity
Source: RefSeq, a predicted model, not a curated record
AUGCAGGUGGCUCACAUCACAGCACACGGGGAGAAGGACAAUGUAGUGAUGACCCCAGGGAGGCAGAAGAAGCUGGAGGAGAGCCAGGGCCUCUGCUGCUCAGGCUGCUUGGACUGGAGCUGGGCUCUUGGCCAGUGUGACUCAUCUCUGGCUCUGCCGGCCACAGCCAGGGAGCUGGCAGGACAGGGCUGGGCGGGUAGCUGCCUGCACCAGGCAUGGCCGCUGCGCUCCCAGCUGUGGGUGAAGGCGCAGCUGUGCGCCGUGAGCCUGGAGCCCGCGCGGGAGCUGCUGCGCUGGUGGCGGAGCUCGGGGCCCGCGGGCGACCCUGGCGCGGACGCCUGCUCUGUGCCGGUCUCCGAGAUCAUCAGCGUGGAGGAAGCAGACGCGCACGGCAAGCACUGUCCCGGCGGGAAAUGGCAGAAAAUGGAGAAGCCCCACGGCUUUACGGUGCACUGUGUGAAGAGGGCACGGCGCCACCGCUGGAAGGGGGCCCAGGUGACCUUCUGGUGUCCCGACGAGCAGCUGUGUCACCUGUGGCUGCAGACGCUGUGCGAGCUACUCCGGAAGCUGACGUGCAGACCCAAGCAUCUGCUGGUGUUCAUCAACCCCUUUGGCGGAAAAGGACAGGCCAGGCGGGUGUACGAGAGGAAGGUGGCACCGCUGUUCGCGUUAGCUGGCAUCAGCACGGAGGUCGUGGUGACUGAACGUGCCAACCAUGCCAAGGAGAGUCUCUAUGAAAUGAAUCUAGACAAAUACGAUGGCAUCGUCUGUGUGGGCGGGGACGGCAUGUUCAGUGAGAUCCUGCACGGGCUCAUUGGGAGGACGCAGCGGAACGCCGGCGUGGACCAGAACCACCCCCGUGCGGCGCUGGUGCCCAGUCCACUCCGGAUUGGCAUCAUCCCGGCCGGGUCUACGGACUGCGUGUGCUACUCGACCGUCGGGACCAAUGACGCUGAGACGUCUGCCUUGCACAUCAUUGUUGGAGACUCGCUGGCCAUGGACGUGUCCGCCGUGCAUCACAACAGCACGCUGCUGCGGUACUGUGUGUCCCUGCUGGGCUACGGCUUCUACGGUGACAUCAUAAAGGACAGCGAGAAGAAGCGGUGGAUGGGCCUCGUCAGAUACGACUUCUCAGGCUUAAAGACCUUCUUGUCCCAUCACUGCUACGAAGGCAUGGUCUCUUUCCUCCCGGCUCAGCACACGGUGGGGUCACCGAGGGACCAGAAGCCCUGUCGGGCAGGGUGCUUCGUCUGCAGGCAGAGCAAACAGCAGCUGGAGGAGGAGCAGAAGCGCUCGCUGUACGGCCUGGAGAACGCGGAGGAGGUAGAGGAGUGGAAGGUGGUCUGUGGGAAGUUUCUGGCCAUCAAUGCUACCAACAUGUCCUGCGCCUGUCCCCGGAGCCCCGGGGGACUCUCUCCAGCUGCCCACUUGGGGGACGGAUCCUCUGACCUCAUCCUCAUCCGGAAGUGCUCCAGGUUCAACUUCCUGCGGUUCCUUGUCAGACACACCAACCAGCAGGACCAGUUCGACUUCACCUUUGUGGAAGUUUACCGCGUCCGAAAGUUCCAGUUUAUGUCGAAAAGCCUGGACGAUGAGGACAGUGACCUCAGGGAGGGAGGCAAGAAGCGGUUUGCGCAGCUCUGCAGCCACCACCCCGCGUGCUGCUGCACCGUCUCCAACAGCUCCUGGAACUGCGACGGGGAGGUUCUCAAUAGCUCGGCCAUCGAGGUCAGGACGCACUGCCAGCUGGUCCGGCUGUUCGCGCGAGGCAUCGAGGAGGACCCGAAGCGAGCCUCGCAGAGUUGA